AUGCCAUGCCUGGUCGACAAGAAAGUCCUGACGCGCUCCGAAGUGCUUUGUCUGUUGUGCCAUAUGACCUUAUGUUCCCUAAAAAAACGACCCCAACAUCCGUGGUGGAUAACCUUCGAAAUUUGGUUGCGUGAUGGUCAGUGCUGCGCGAUUGCCUAUUUGCACACACUCUUCGUCUAUUUUUCCAGGUCUUUUGCCGCGAAGAUCCCUCUGUGUGGAGAAAUAGUUUUUCAAAAAAAAGUCAGCGGUGCUUUGCCGUUGGAUGUCUUAAAGCAGUGUACUUUCAGUAGCGUGGAAGUAAAACUGGAUGGAGCGAUUGGCGAUCUUCCGCUGCCGGAAGUUGAUUUCGCUAACAAAAAUAUCGGCUACGGUAAAACGGGAACGCAAGAAGAAAUGAUUUUCGGUUCCACACCGGAACUAUGUGUCGCCAUGCUUUUUUGUGAAGCCAUGAAGGACAACGAAGCGAUCUUCAUGAGCGGUGCAUUUAAAGUGGCUGAGUUAAGCGGGUAUGGUUUGGAUGUUUCGAGUUUCAUCACGUUCCUGUCGUUUCUUUCUUCCGGUGAUGUGUCGCCUCAUCUUUUGUGGGAACGUCUGAAACAUUGCGAAGUAAAAGAAGGGGAGGAUUUAUUCCUACAUCUUCAAACCAAAAUCGAAUCGGCUUGA
This is a messenger RNA of Paramacrobiotus metropolitanus, 663 nucleotides long. RefSeq lists its product as uncharacterized. Gene Ontology annotation, molecular function: poly(ADP-ribose) glycohydrolase activity. Gene Ontology annotation, biological process: ATP generation from poly-ADP-D-ribose; nucleotide-sugar metabolic process; regulation of DNA repair. Gene Ontology annotation, cellular component: nucleus; cytoplasm. The transcript is spliced from 2 exons. The coding region runs from base 1 to 663 and encodes 220 amino acids. NCBI's taxonomy places the organism in Eukaryota, Metazoa, Tardigrada, Eutardigrada, Parachela, Macrobiotidae. The record is from RefSeq and is a predicted model, not a curated record.